Molecule: messenger RNA, 1097 nt
Organism: Aphis gossypii (cotton aphid)
Lineage: Eukaryota; Metazoa; Arthropoda; Insecta; Hemiptera; Aphididae
Exons: 2
Coding region: 689-1075 (128 amino acids)
Source: RefSeq, a predicted model, not a curated record
CCUCAUUAAUUCGGUUUUAGGAUUGAUGGAAGUAUUCCAACAGUAAAAUAUCAAUAAGAAUACCAUUAUGAACAAUUAAAAAAAAAAAAUCAGGUCGAUAAGUGCAAUAUUAAAGAAAUUAGGAUAUCAUAUAUUUUUGAAAUACGUCCAUGCUGAUACGUUUAUCUGCGAAUACGUAUUUCUUAAUUUCGCGGACCAUAUGUAGUAGAAAACCUAUAUUCCUCAACCAAACUCUAUGAAUUUAUAUAUUUCUGAUAGAUAAUUACACGCUAAAUCGUUUGAUAUACAAAACUUAGCUUAGGUUCAAAAAAAAUUCCAGAAAAUCACGUAUUAAUCAUAAAUUAUUCAGUAUAUUUUCAUCGUUUUAGCAGGUUAUUUAUUGUUUGAACAUAAGCCUAUAAAACAUUAAUUUAUUACCUAAACUUUAUGAAGUUGUAUUUUCCUGAUAGACCAGUUCAUGACGGUUAAGAAAAUAUAACAGUACACGGGGUAACCCCACAAAGUAACACCAAAAGGUAGUCUAAAACACAAAAGAAAAUUGUGCAAGUUGAUAUGCCAAAUUGUGUUUUUAUGUAUAAUAAAUACAUGGGUGGAUCCGAUCAAAUGGAUGAAAACAUAGCUUGCCAUAGAAUUGGAAUUCGAAGUAAAAUAAAGUAAAAUCGACUGCCGAGGAUACAAAUUCCCGCCAAUGAGAGAACGAAAGAGACCUAAAGAGGUACGACCCCACGACGUCGCAUGUGGUUCAUUGUUUGACGAAAUACAAGAAGAAAAUAUUCAAACUUGGGUACCAAAUCCUGGUAUGAGUGUCCUCACAACAAUACACGGAGGUCCUUGGCUGGCCGGGGUUGUAGAAAAAGUUGAAUCGGACAAAGUUUUGGUGAAAUUCCCUUUUCAAUUUAAUGGAAAAUUGUUUGAGUACCCAAAAGAAAACGUAAGAAACUACCAAAGUCAAUUUAUCGGUACAAGAUUCAUGCCAAUAAAACCAGUGAACAAAAUAAAAACACCUAAUACCCGGGCAACAAUUUUCAGAUACGAAAAUAAUUUAAAAAUAUUUUUAACUACACAAAAACGAUAAUCAAUAAUCAAUAAUAACAAUA